Molecule: messenger RNA, 297 nt
Organism: Colletes gigas
Lineage: Eukaryota; Metazoa; Arthropoda; Insecta; Hymenoptera; Colletidae
Exons: 1
Coding region: 1-297 (98 amino acids)
Source: RefSeq, a predicted model, not a curated record
AUGUACGACGACGACGGAGCCACGGCGGACCAAAAGAUGGAGGACGACAGAAGCGUGAUAGAGGCGGAUGGCAUCAACGGCGAGCAGGUCAUCGCGACGGCCGGGGGCAUAGGCGUCGGCGUCGGGAUCGGGAUCGGCGGCUCAGGGUCCGGCGCCGGGGGUGGCGCGGGUCUGGCCGGAUAUUGGCAACACGCCACCACCGCCACCGGUUAUUGGCCGUCGCUGUUCGACUGCUGGGCCACGCCGCCUAUCACUUCCGGCUCGCAGACACUCUCUCUGCCGCGGGACGAGAACUGA